Molecule: messenger RNA, 2322 nt
Organism: Mesocricetus auratus (golden hamster)
Lineage: Eukaryota; Metazoa; Chordata; Mammalia; Rodentia; Cricetidae
Gene: Slc38a5
Product: solute carrier family 38 member 5
Exons: 15
Coding region: 523-1989 (488 amino acids)
Biological process (GO): L-histidine transmembrane transport; L-glutamine transport; glycine transport
Molecular function (GO): L-glutamine transmembrane transporter activity; glycine transmembrane transporter activity
Source: RefSeq, a predicted model, not a curated record
GGGAGAUCAGGGAUAGAAAGAGACAGAAAAAGGCAGACUGCGUGAGAGACAGAGUCUGCCCUGUGGGAGGAGAGUAUAUUUCCUACUCCAAAUGGCCAUUUCAUGUGCUGUGGGGUGGGUCUCUCUGUAUCUUUCUGUGUCUCUCCCUCCCUCUAUUUAUCUCUCUCUGCCUUCUUUUCUCCGGGUCUCUCUGAGAGGCUGUUUUCGUUUCUCCUCCCCCGAUCUUCAUCUGUCUUUCUCUGUCUCCUACCUUUCUCAACUCUCCAUUUUCUCCUCUGCCCCUCAUUCCUGUCUGUUCCGGUUUGUCUCCCUGGCCACUUGCUCUGCGUUUACAUCUGGCGGUCUCCUCUCUCCCCUUCCUCUAACUCUCCUCACUUUCCAGUCCCUUUGCUCCUCUCCUGACCCUCCUACUCCAUUUCUUUGCCAGCAGGAUGGAAAUGCAGGAUCCAAAGAUGAACGGAACCCUCUCUGCCAGUGCUGCUGCGGGCUACAGGCAGGAACGUGAGGGCUUCCUGCCCGCCCAUGACACUGCUCCUGGGAGGAAGCCUGUUCAGUUCAUGGAUCUUCUUCUUGCUUCCCAUCACUCCUCCUGGAUGUCUCUCCUCCCCGGUUGCCUUAACUUUCUUGCCCUUCCCUGGCUCCAGCUCUAGUCUCUUGUCCUCUGUUGUCCUCUCCCCGAUGUGUGCUGGAUUUGCCCCUUGUCAACAGUUUGAGGGGAAGACAUCAUUCGGAAUGUCCGUGUUCAACCUCAGCAACGCCAUCAUGGGGAGUGGCAUCCUGGGGCUGGCUUAUGCCAUGGCACACACGGGAGUCAUCUUCUUUCUGGCCCUACUGCUGUGCAUUGCCCUCUUGUCCUCUUACUCCAUCCACCUCCUGCUGACCUGUGCCAGUGUUGUAGGCAUCCGAGCCUAUGAGCAGCUGGGACAGAGGGCGUUUGGGCCUGCUGGGAAAGUAGUGGUGGCCGUCAUCAUCUGUCUGCACAAUGUUGGCGCUAUGUCCAGUUACCUGUUCAUUAUCAAAUCUGAGCUCCCUCUGGUUAUUGGCACCUUCCUGCACAUGGAUCCCGAGGGGGACUGGUUCUUGAAGGGAAACCUCCUCAUCGUCCUGGUCAGCAUGUUAAUCAUCUUGCCUCUGGCUCUCAUGAAACACCUGGGCUACUUGGGGUAUACAAGCAGCCUGUCUCUGACCUGCAUGCUGUUUUUUCUCAUUUCGGUCAUCUAUAAGAAGUUCCAGCUUGGGUGUGAUGUGAGUCACAACCACACAGCUGUGGAGGGUGAACAACCUCCUGUCCAGGGGUUUAACAGCAGCUGCGAGGCCAAGUUGUUCACAGUUGACUCACAGAUGUCUUACACAGUCCCUAUCAUGGCUUUUGCCUUUGUCUGCCACCCUGAGGUGCUGCCCAUCUACACAGAGCUGUGCCGGCCCUCCCAGCGCAGGAUGCAAGCUGUGGCCAACAUGUCCAUCGGGGCCAUGUUCAUCAUGUAUGGACUCACAGCCACCUUUGGAUACCUUACCUUCUACAGCACGGUGAAGGCAGAGAUGCUGGAAAUGUACACCCAGGAGGACAUGCUCAUUCUUUGUGUGCGUCUGGCUGUACUGCUUGCCGUAACCCUUACUGUGCCGGUUGUGCUUUUCCCUAUCCGCCGAGCCCUACAGCAGCUGCUCUUCCCAAGCAAGGCCUUCAGUUGGCCACGACAUGUGGCUAUAGCCCUGAUUCUGCUAAUUUUGGUCAAUGUCCUUGUCAUUUGUGUGCCAACCAUCCGAGAUAUCUUUGGGUUUAUUGGGUCCACCUCAGCCCCUAGCCUCAUCUUCAUCCUUCCCAGUGUCUUCUACCUACGCAUUGUUCCUUCUGAGGUGGAACCCUUAUCUUCCUGGCCCAAGAUCCAGGCGCUGUGCUUUGGCAUCCUGGGAGUCCUCUUCAUGGCCAUCAGUCUGGGCUUUAUGUUUGCUAACUGGGCCACAGGCCAGAGCCGCAUGUCUGGACACUGACCUGGCCUGUCCUGCCUCACUCAGUCCCCAUGUUCACAGGCAUGUACACAAGGGAGUCCAAGUCAUUUUCCUGAGUUCCUCCUGCAUAGGAUGUGGAGGUGGCUGGUCUCUAGUAACACUGCUGUUAGAGAUGGGGACAAUAGAGGCUGUAGAGUAGUUUACUUUCCUUCUCCCUAGGGUUGCCUUGCUCCUACUGCCAACUCCAUGAGUGGAGGAGGGGAGGCCAUGUCCUUAGAAGGGUUCUUGCCCAACAUAGUCCUCACUUCCUGGAUGAAGCUGUCUGUCAGGGUUAUCCUGAGGCUAAAAGGGAAGAAUAAAGAUGCUGAAUGGCAA